AUGUCCACCUCUUCAGUAUCAGGAAGGCCUCCACGGCCGGAGAGUAAUCUCGGUAAAAUCGAGGAAAGCGUUACGAACCUUCUCCGUGCCACCAAGGAACUCCUAGAAACCCUCACCAGAUGGUCGAGAGGGCAAGCUAGCGAACAAGAUGUCUCGGAUGUCUAUGUGAAACUCGGUUCUCAUUUCAACAUAGCAUGUCGGGCUUUCACUGCUAUCGGCGUCGAGACUGCCGAUCUGGGCAAUGUCCCGGAAAUCUUAAGAACCGUGCUCGAGAGCACCCUUAGUCAGCCAGAGGCUUCACCACAAAGCCUGGAAAUAUAUCUCCCAAGAAUUAGGGAAAUAAUAAUAAAUUUACUCCAAGGACUCAAACGGAAGCAAAAGAAGUUAGCGUCGAGGCCUCCGAGGGAUAUUCCCUCGGCCCCUCCGCAGGCACGCGUACCAGAUAUACCAGUCGCAGGAGAAUACAUGCCACCACAGGUUAACAACCGAGAUUCAUCUAUCAGGCGGAGCAAUCGGAUGGAAGAACAACCAUACAGCGAGGUAGAACGGACAGCUCCUCCACGGACGUCCUCUCUUCCGCAGGGUCCCAUGCCCGCCGCGAUCUCGUAUCAAAUGCCGUCGGAGCAAGAUUUCAUCCAUCCAAAUGCUCCGCCAAACGGUGCCGAACAACACCCACCCCGGCCAGAAGAAUGGCCCCAGCCACCCCCACCUCCGAAACAAGAUGCACUUGCAGCUCUGCAAAGAGGAGAUGCUCUCGAGCGAAGAGCAUCCAGGAGAUACUCGGCCUAUCAUAUCUCAAAGCUGACGGGGACACCCCCGGGCAUGGUACCGAUGCUCCCUGGUACUCCGUCUGCGGUUCCACGUGCUCGGGAAUCGAGAGAAUCGCUAAAUGCGAUGAGGACAGGGAUGCAAAAGGCCAGGGAAUCUGUUACGAAAACAUCUCGGCCACAGUCUAGAGCGCCGACACCCCAGCCAGCGAUACCGGAGGAUGCUCCGGGUGAACCUAACCAACCCGUUGAAAAGUCUGCCGAACCUGUAGCGCCUAUUCCACCACCGCCUGCAGUAGUUAUAGAACCUGAGACACCCACAUCGCCGGUAGCAGUACCAGGACCACCCAAGCAAGAACUUCCACCGCAAGCAGAAUUACCAUCAGCCCCGCCUGUUAAACGCCAAUCGAUACAGGAGCCUACCCUCACCGCCCACCCCCACGAUGAUUCUAAAGAGGCGGUUUCUCUGCGACCCGAUUCUUCAGGCACGACCGCGAGCAGCAAAGAGUUAACACUCUUUUUACAACUCGGUAGGUCUGUUAAGAAGGUCGUAGUCCACGAAGGUGUAGACGAUUUGUCAAUAAACAGCCUAAGACUUCUUUUCAUCUCCAAGUUCAGCUACAAUCCGCCAUCCGGAGAUGACUUUCCGGAAAUCUACGUUCACGAUGCUCACUCCGGUAUCAGAUACGAACUCGAAGAUAUGCACGACAUCAAAGACCGUUCGGUUUUAUGUCUCAAUAUUGAGGUUCUAGACGAAGUCAAACGCCAUAUCGACGAUGGUAUAGUAGGCCUCAAGGGCGUCAUCGAAGGACUCCACAAGACAAUCGAAUCGCAGGGCAAGUCUAUCCAACAAAUUGUUGAAACACAAGACGAAAACACAAGAUCGAUAGCAGAAAUUUCGAAACGAUCGUCUAUUCCACUACCGAUGACACCUACAACACCUACUCCCACCCAAACCAUGAAAAGCAAAGUCCCAAGCGUCAGCGUGCAAAGCAAACUUAAGAAGGGCGACCACAGCGAGAUGCUCAAGAGCGUUAAAUCUACUCAAAAGAACAUUGCGGUCCUACGCCAAACAUAUGACAGCCUAACUAGUGAUUUCAAGUCCGAACUCCAAACCCUACGCACAAAAGUUGAAGCUUUCAAGAAAAUCCCAGUGGAAACCGCCCCAAAGGGUCCCUUAACGGCCGACGGCAUCUCCGCUCAGCGCAUGAAAAUAGUUACAGGAAAAGAUGCAUUUACGGUAGACUCCGACAACCUAGUCGCCAAAGUCGACGACCUACAAGAUGUAAUCGAAGAACUCCGCAAAGAUGUCGUCAGCCGCGGUGUCAGACCGUUACCCCGACAGAUCGAACAAGUUUCCCGCGACAUGGUUGCCGCUCGCGUGGAGUUACGCAAGAUGGGCGAUUACCUUAAGCGAGAAAAACCGUUGUGGAAAAAACUCUGGGAGCGCGAACUGGAAUUGGUCUGCGAGGAGCAGCAAUUUUUCAAUUUACAAGAUGAACUGUAUGCAGACUUGCAGGAUGACCUCGAUAAGGCGAGUCAAACAUUCCAGUUGGUGGAAGAGUGUACACAACAGCAGCUUAAGGUGCCCGCCGGCGGGGUGAGAACCGCCAGCCGAGGAUACGUACCACCGAUUGACGAUUCGGCGGACCCCGGCCAAGCAAAAGACGGGGUUUUGGGAGAAAUCAGAGCGUUAAGACCAAACCAUUCAGAUAGACUUGAAGCUAUCGAGAGAGCAGAGAAGAUGAGACAGCAAGAUUUGGAGGGGAGACAGACACCAUUUACGCAAGAGCUCGGGAAAUUCGUGGAGGAGAGCAAAUUAAAGAAAUCAGGUGGAGUUAUGGAAAUCGAGCGACAGCGACUACAACGAGAUGAAGCGCAUAGGAAGAAUUACUUCAAGAAGUUAGAGAGCCAAGGUGAUACACGAAGUAAUGCGAGCGAUGAAACGAUAACGACGGAUAAAUUGUUGAAUUCGAUCUCGGCAGAUCAGGAGGCAGCGGCUACGUCGGCGGCAGAGGUCAAUGGUGAAGUCCAGCCCGCUGAAGGUGACCAAGUUCCAACAUAG
Orbilia oligospora ATCC 24927 is the source of this 2832-nucleotide messenger RNA. RefSeq lists its product as uncharacterized. Lineage: Eukaryota; Fungi; Ascomycota; Orbiliomycetes; Orbiliales; Orbiliaceae. The record is from RefSeq and is a predicted model, not a curated record. Gene Ontology annotation, cellular component: cytoplasm; cell tip. Gene Ontology annotation, biological process: establishment of cell polarity. The transcript is spliced from 2 exons. The coding region runs from base 1 to 2832 and encodes 943 amino acids. Gene Ontology annotation, molecular function: cytoskeletal regulatory protein binding.